Molecule: messenger RNA, 2079 nt
Organism: Exophiala dermatitidis NIH/UT8656
Lineage: Eukaryota; Fungi; Ascomycota; Eurotiomycetes; Chaetothyriales; Herpotrichiellaceae
Exons: 6
Coding region: 1-2079 (692 amino acids)
Cellular component (GO): nucleus
Source: RefSeq, a predicted model, not a curated record
AUGCGAAAACUGCAGGCGGAAGAAGACGAGGUGUCCAGGACAGAGGCCUGCGUGCUCCAAUUGCACGCGCCUGAAUCAGCCCUGCGUAUAUUCCGCAGGCCAGAGCUGGUCUACCCCUGGAAGUUCGAGGGAAUCAGGCGCAGGCUCAAGCAGAGAUUUGAUAGUCAUCCUGCGUUCAACCUGGUAUCCAAUCGUGCGGGAUCUGAAACUCAGGGAGACCGGAGCGAUCAUUCUGUAACACCAUUCGUGGACGCUGAAGAAGCGAGCACUGAAGUGCCACUUCUUUAUCGGCGGCACUGUCAUAGGCAGCCUCUUUGGAUCUUUGACGAAGGAGAACUUGCAAUUCUUCAUCAGCAGUCCGAAGAUCUCGUGUUGUCAACUUUAAUUCUUACCACACAAUUCUCGGCCAAUCCUUACUUCGAAAGACGUCGGGCCAAGAUGUCCCAACAGUUUCGGGAUGCCGCGCGAAAACGUGUAAUGCUAACGAUUGCGAACGCUGCGGUUAGUUUGAGCACAUUACAAAGCCUCUGUCUACUGAGCUGGGCUAGCUUCAUAACAAGAGACAUGGCUCUCGCCUCGCUUUACUUGAACCUUGGCCGGGAUCUGCUUAGUUCGGCCGGACUCGAUCUACGCGGAACUGAACCCGGGCCGCAGGCCAGACGUGCCAACCAAGCCGGGAAACGGCUGUUCUGGAGCUUUUACAUCCUUGAGCAACUUUAUGGCUUCCACAACCAGCGGACAAUAUCAAUGAAAGGUGGACUGGAGAACCUUCGUUAUUGCCUCAGUGUUGGGGACAGUGCACGGCGCCCGCUGGCAUUGGAACCACCUUUACUACCUGAUGAAGCCCCUCUACCUCAAAGCGACGAUAACAACAGCGACACGAAAGAUCUCGGAAUCUGGAAUUACACUGUAUAUCUCACAGCUUUCUGGAAGGAGGCGAGGAACUAUAUCCUGCUCAGUGCUUCUGACACAGAGAGAGCUCCGUGGGCCCCAGAUUCCUACUAUACUUUGAUCGUUUCGUACAUGCAUGAACUGGAAACUGAAUUUCCGAAACCCCAUCGGUGGGACUCUCGACGAUUUUUCCAAUGGUCACCCGAGGCACUGGAACGUGAAAGAUCAUAUUGGGGUCCAUGGCUGCUAUUCCAAUUUACCUACGACGCAAUGUUCAUCAUUAUCAACCACCCUUUCUUACUAAGUUCACGAUCGCAAUCCUCGAAUUUGAAGAUGCCAAAUACCUUCUGGAGAGCGUCAUCGGAGUCUGUAUUAUUGCAUUCAACUUGGGUUGCACGUCUACUCACCAUGGCCCACGAGAAAGCAUUCGAUAUUUUUGAUCCAUUCCUGGGUUACGUUGCCGGAGUGGCUGCCAGUGCCCUGCUGUUUUACUGUCGCUCACAGAAUGACGAAAUCAGAAGGUCCGCCCACGAUCAUUUCGAAACAUGCAGGGCUUUCGUGGAUCAAGAGGCGCAGGUGUGGCCUUGGUGUGCCAAAAUUAAGCAGGAGCUUGAUUUGCUCGUGCAGCACGCAUUCGGAGGCAGGGACAGAGACUCACCUUGGGAGCCGUCUCAAACUAUACGCAUCGACACAAAUGCAAUGCUGGAACUUCUCGAUUACACCCGACAUUCAACCGCAGCAGCCAGCAAUGAGCCAUCCUCAGAUCUCAGAAAGUCUUUGUUCGACUCAAGUCUCUUGCCGCAUGACAGUACGGCGGACAACCAAGUAGCGACAAUUGAAAUAUCAGAGGAAGUUAGUGAGGCUGCCGGUCAUCCAGUGGCACCUCCCAUCUUGAGACCUACCAUUUCAGCGGCAAAAAUAGCAAACCCUGCCACAAAGUCAAUUCCUUCGAACGUUAAUGAUUAUGGUACCGAAUUUCAGCGAAGCAGGAAUCAAGAGCACUACCACCCCGUAACGUUCGGAUCCUUGCCUACUCCAAGCGAUGAACCUGGCAGCACAACAACAGCCACGAAUAUCGAGGCGUCAAGGGACACAGAAGUCUUUUGCUUACCGGCGGACAAUUUUAGCAACGGAAUGCUACAGGAUAUAUUUAGCCAAGACAUACAGUGGUGGAACAUGAGCGGCUAA